Zygotorulaspora mrakii is the source of this 1677-nucleotide messenger RNA. RefSeq lists its product as uncharacterized. The transcript has a single exon. The coding region runs from base 1 to 1677 and encodes 558 amino acids. The record is from RefSeq and is a predicted model, not a curated record. Lineage: Eukaryota; Fungi; Ascomycota; Saccharomycetes; Saccharomycetales; Saccharomycetaceae.
AUGAAUUCAUUCGUUGAUGAGAAAAAACAUCCGUACUUCGAGAAAAAAAACGAUCCACCCCUAACUGAUGGCGAUAUAGUGGACUCAUUUCUUAAUUUGGAUGAUACUGAUCCUGUCAUAGCUUCAUUAUUCUUCCCACAACCUUCAAGCUUACUUGAGGGAAGCGAUUGUCCUUCAUUUUUUAAAGAAGCCGAUAACGUCGGAUUUGCUUCCAAUAACGACGACCAAUACAGUCAUUGCACUUUUACUACAGUCCAAUCAAACGAGAACCGAGAAUUACUUUUUGCUGAUUAUGAUUUAAAGACAUCCCCUUCACCACAGAAACAAUUUCUGGAUGGGGCACUCAACGAUUAUUCACCAAAAUCAAAUAGCAACUACAAACCAAAAAUUGAAACUCCAAUAACCUUAGAGGAUAUACUGGAAAGCAAUGCUGGAACUUGUGUUCCAAGCCUUGUCUUCAAUGAUUUUAGCACGUUGGAAAACUCCUCUGACAUGUUCCGAAGCUUUUCAGCUGGCACUGGCGCACAGAAAAAAAGCGCACAAGCAAAAAACUCUGGUACUAAUUCUGACCUUAUUUCACUUGUAAUGCCACAAAAGAACAAAUCCGUAAAAUUUACUCAAAUCAAAAGUCCUUAUAAAGUGCAUAAAACUAAACAGGGUAUUAAUCCUGAUUAUAUCAAAAAUAUUAUCCAGAAAUAUAACAUGGAAUUGAACCAAAUACUUGUGCCCGAUGGGUCAAGUGAUACUUCAACUGCUGGUCAGUCAGUUUCACGACACCUGUUUUUAAGGCAAGGCCAAGAGGAUAGAGAAGCAACAGCAGUUUGCGCCGAUCCUUUUUUCGAGACUCAAAACGAGGUACCUCGACCUUCGCCUGGAAGACCCCGUAAAGAGAGGAGGCCUACAUUAUUAAAAAAAGAUGCUAAUGUUACCUUGGAGGAGAAACUAAACCAUUAUCAGAGCAUCCUGGAGGAUGCGAGACUCAAUAACCUACCUGGAAUAUUCUUAAGAGAGCAAGCCGUCUCUGAAUUUUGCCUCGAGGAUUUUGGAAAGGCGCCCACUUAUCUGACUUUAGUUCUUUCAAAUUUUGAAGCAGUGCAAGAAUUCUUAGAGCAGAAAAGUUUAAGCUAUAAGCAAAGUUAUAGAACUAUUUGGAGAGUUAGUAGAUCCCAAUUUGAUCAAAUCGUAAAUUUUGAGUUUUUUUUAUCGGAUGAAAUCAGCGUGGUUCCUGAAGACAAAAUGGAAAUCAGUAUCUUUACCUUAAUCGUUCCAGGUCACGCUACAAAACACUUGAUCACCAGUAGCCAGUAUUUGGAGAUGGUAAACUUCAUGCUAGGAAAGGACUAUAAUCAUGCCAUCAACGACAACUUAGCUGAAGCUACAGUUGGAUCAGAUGGAAAAAUGAUUCCAACUCAAAAACACCACGCAUCAAGAGUAAGAUCUCAUGUGAAGAAAUAUUUGAAAAGACAUGUUAUUAAAGAUAAAAGGAGAUACACAGAAGAAGAUCGUCGUGACCAACACGAAUUUCAAUAUCGUAUUGCUCUACAUCAUAUUGUAAUGCAAUCUUCCGUUAAAAGACCUUUUGAGAGCAAGGUAUCUGUUGCUCUAAUGGAAUUACAUAAUGCUAAGGACGCUCUCAUAAAGCAGGCUGAAUUUUUUAUUUUCAAAAAACUCAGCUAA